GAGCAGCAUGUAGGUGCGCACGUCUGAUCAUCCCAGACAUCGAUUCAAAAUGAGUCUCUCUGCUAAAGACAAGGCCGCCGUGAGGGGCUUCUGGGCCAAGAUUGCUCCAAAGGGAGAGCAAAUUGGUAACGAGGCGUUUUCCAGAUUGCUUUUGGUGUACCCUCAGACCAAGACCUACUUCUCCCACUGGAACGAUCUGGCCCCCGGCGCUCCCUCUGUGAAGAAGCACGGAAAGAAGAUUGUCGGUGGACUCGGUCUGGCUGUUGAUAAAAUCGACGACCUCUUCAACGGCCUGCUGACCCUCAGUGAACUGCACGCCUUCCAGCUGAGAGUCGACCCUGCUAACUUCAAGCUCCUGUCCCACUGUCUGCUGGUGGUGUUCGCCAUGCUCUUCCCUGAUGACUUCACUGCGGAGGUCCAUCUGGCCAUCGACAAGUUCCUGGCUAGAGUGGCUUUGGCUCUGUCUGACAAAUAUCGUUAACUGUUCUGUUUAACAGCAUGAACGUGGUUUUGUCAAUAUGGUCAACAACAUGUCAAUAAAAACAAACCUAGAGCCACUUCA
Danio aesculapii is the source of this 562-nucleotide messenger RNA. It is a transcript of the gene hbae5, whose product is annotated as hemoglobin, alpha embryonic 5. Bases 50 to 481 code for a protein of 143 amino acids. Gene Ontology annotation, molecular function: heme binding; oxygen binding; organic acid binding. Lineage: Eukaryota; Metazoa; Chordata; Actinopteri; Cypriniformes; Danionidae. Gene Ontology annotation, biological process: hydrogen peroxide catabolic process; oxygen transport. Gene Ontology annotation, cellular component: haptoglobin-hemoglobin complex; hemoglobin complex; blood microparticle. The record is from RefSeq and is a predicted model, not a curated record. The transcript is spliced from 3 exons.